Messenger RNA from Oreochromis aureus, 2237 nucleotides. RefSeq names its product RNA binding motif protein 24b (gene rbm24b). The transcript is spliced from 4 exons. Gene Ontology annotation, cellular component: cytosol. Bases 296 to 1003 code for a protein of 235 amino acids. The record is from RefSeq and is a predicted model, not a curated record. Lineage: Eukaryota; Metazoa; Chordata; Actinopteri; Cichliformes; Cichlidae. Gene Ontology annotation, molecular function: mRNA 3'-UTR binding.
GCCGAAGUAACUGAGUAACUUUAUUCAGCUCUACGCUGCGUGCCCUUGUGACAGUUUCAGCAGUUGUGCGACAGUAGGGACGGUGUGGUGGUCUGGAUCUGGGUGGAGUUAAGGAUCCGUGUCACACACACUGACAACUGGGAAACACACACACAACAAACAGGUGUCUUCCUCCUCGUUCAGACGCACAGUCACACUUUCGGGGGGCCUCCUGUCCGCACACUGAACGCUCCUCUUUCCUUUAUCUAACUUUUAAAACUCCCCGGAAAUCAUUUUGAAACACAGCUUCCACAUAAUGCACGCGGCACAGAAAGACACCACCUUCACCAAGAUCUUUGUGGGAGGUCUUCCUUAUCACACAACCGACUCAAGUCUGAGAAAAUACUUCGAGGUGUUUGGCGACAUCGAAGAGGCCGUCGUUAUCACUGACCGGCAGACGGGCAAAUCCAGAGGUUAUGGAUUCGUGACCAUGGCAGACCGGGCCUCUGCCGACCGAGCCUGCAAGGACCCCAACCCCAUAAUAGAUGGAAGGAAAGCCAAUGUGAACCUGGCGUAUCUUGGGGCCAAACCCAGGGUCAUUCAGCCAGGCUUUGCAUUUGGUGUGCCUCAGAUUCAUCCAGCAUUCAUCCAGAGACCUUACGGGAUCCCAGCUCAUUAUGUCUUCCCUCAAGCCUUUGUCCAACCCAGCGUGGUGAUCCCUCAUGUACAACCGUCUGCGGCUACAGCAACAGCUGCUGCUGCCACUUCCCCAUACCUUGACUAUACUGGAGCAGCUUAUGCCCAGUACUCCGCAGCUGCUGCGACUGCUGCUGCUGCAGCUGCUGCCUAUGAGCAGUAUCCGUACGCAGCUUCACCAGCACCGACGAGCUACAUGACUACAGCGGGGUAUGGGUACACUGUCCAGCAGCCGCUCGCCACCGCUGCCACCCCAGGAGCAGCUGCUGCUGCUGCGGCCUUCAGUCAGUACCAGCCUCAGCAGCUCCAGACAGAUCGCAUGCAGUAAAACUUUUAAGACUACCUUACAGAGAGGAAAGAAGGGGAGGUGAGCUCUUCCCAUGAAGAAGGUGAAGUUAGGAGAUGCAGACAGAUUGAGGCUGACAAAAAAAAAAAAAGGUUGUCACUUCCAGGUUUUAACUUAGCAGAACCUCUAGCAAAGAGCGAGAAGACAAUGUUGAGACAAGUGAGGAAUGUAUAUUUUAUUCAAGUGAGAUCAGUAUUGGAUAUAAAUGAAUAUUUAAUAUUUAUUCAGCAGUAAGAAAUUUGUCAGGUUAACUGAAGUUGACUCACUGGACAUCAAGACAACUGUUGCUGAGUUUUGUAUAUAUGUUGCAGUGGUAAGUCCAAAGUGCAUUCAUGUCUUAUGAUCAGAUUUCUUCCACGCUAAUUUAAAAAUCAGCGAUAACACCUGGCGACAGUAUGUUACACCAUCAUGCAGUUCUCAGUAUUGAAAUAGUUUCGGACCAUUUUUUUUCUUUUUGUUUCACAAAGCUAUCCAAGCACUGAUGGAAACGUCAGUGUUUAUUAAGACUUUUUUAUAUAUAUAUACAUAUAUAUUAUUGUUUGGAGUGAGGUAGAUUAGAGACCCUUGGGAAAAGAAAUCCCUUUUAAAAAGUAUUUUUUUCUGCGGUACAUAAGACAAAAUGCUCUGGUGACAGCUGAAACUGGUAAAAGCACUCGCGCAUCUUCCCUUUUAAUUACUCGAGUAUCUUCAGCUAAAGGGAAGAAACACUGUUGAAUGUGAAUCUUUCAUUUUGAUAAAAUGUUUCAUCGUGUGUUUAAAUUAUGCUAUUUAUGUAUUUAUUAUGGAGCCUUACAGCAAUAAACCCUUUGUUUUCAUAUGUUAGUAUAAAAGUCUACUGUGGAACAUGUCCAUGUGUGCUGCUGCAUUUCUCAUGAUCAAGAGCAUAUGAUGGAUGUGAACGCUCGGCUUUGCAAAGCUCUGUCGUCUGUAUAAAGAACAAAUGAUGAGUGGAAAGGUAGCAGUAACUUUAAAGUGUUUCUUUUUUUCUAUACUGUUCUGUUGUUUUUAUGUUGUCUAAUAGAUUAAUAGCUCUUUAAUGUCACUUUUGAUACUUGACUAAUUUGAUAACUUGACAGGCUGUUUUUAAAAUUGAUCACAUUUUAUGUCUUUUGACAUUAAAGGUUUUCUGAUGCAAGAGCAACAGCCAUUGACCUUGUAAUGCAUGACUCAACUAUACAGAUUUUAUUUGGGGAAAUAAAUCAAAAUUUACCUUCAA